AUGAAUAAACAACUUGCUGAAUUUCAAGAGCAUUUACUCAAAUCGAAAAAGAUUGUAGCUCUUGUCGGGGCUGGGCUUUCUGCAUCCUCUGGUCUCCCUGUGUUUAGAGGGUCUCAAGGAAUGUGGAAAAACUACAACUCAAUUGACUUGGCAACCCCCGAUGCAUUUUACAUAGAUCCCGGUUUAGUAUGGCAGUUCUAUUCGUGGAGGAGGUAUAGCGCUUUACAAGCAAAGCCAAAUAAAGGGCAUGAAGCGUUGGCCAAGUUGUCCCAUAUACCGGAAUUGAAAUACUUGACUAUACUGCAAAAUGUUGAUGGGUUAUUAAAUCGAAAACGAAAUGAUGAGCUCGAUGAUACAUAUAUUCACGAUCCAAGGAAAUUAUAUGAGAUUCAUGGGAGUUUAUUUACCUUGAAGUGUACCAGCUUUAUGUGUAACCAUGUCGAAAGAAACAAUUUUCACCAGCCUUUGACUCCGGUAUUAGAAGACACAGAGUUUGAGUAUUUAAACAAAGGGAAGAAGAGGAGUCGAGAGGAUGAGGGCAGUGUGCAGGAGCAAAAUAUAGAUCCGAUUGAUAUCAUUAGCAGGCAGGACACUUUUGCGUCGACCUCGUCGUCGCCUCAAUUCCAACCAGUGAAAACAAUCGACGAAAAGAACUUACCGCGAUGUCCAAUUUGUGAAGGACUCAUGCGUCCUGGAGUUGUAUGGUUUGGCGAGUCGCUACCGUUAGACUUGAUCACAGGAAUAGACAAUUUCAUUGAGCACGGCGAAGCCCCUGAUUUGAUAUUGGUGAUUGGCACAAGUGGGACAGUAUACCCUGCUAACAGUUAUGUUGAAAGAGUUAAAUUGAAAGGAGGGAAAGUGGCCAUAUUCAAUAUAGACAUUGAUGACGAUGUGGUGGAAGGCAAAGUUGAUAGAGUAUGGGGGUUCAAAGGCGACGCGGCAGAGUUGCUACCGCUAGCUUUGGAACCAUUGAUUGGCAAAAUUUGA
This is a messenger RNA of Lodderomyces theae, 987 nucleotides long. RefSeq lists its product as uncharacterized. Lineage: Eukaryota; Fungi; Ascomycota; Pichiomycetes; Serinales; Debaryomycetaceae. The transcript has a single exon. Gene Ontology annotation, molecular function: protein-malonyllysine demalonylase activity; protein-succinyllysine desuccinylase activity; NAD+ binding. The coding region runs from base 1 to 987 and encodes 328 amino acids. The record is from RefSeq and is a predicted model, not a curated record.